Molecule: messenger RNA, 2650 nt
Organism: Panthera uncia (snow leopard)
Lineage: Eukaryota; Metazoa; Chordata; Mammalia; Carnivora; Felidae
Gene: PPP6C
Product: protein phosphatase 6 catalytic subunit
Exons: 7
Coding region: 112-1029 (305 amino acids)
Biological process (GO): G1/S transition of mitotic cell cycle; peptidyl-serine dephosphorylation
Cellular component (GO): cytoplasm
Molecular function (GO): protein serine/threonine phosphatase activity
Source: RefSeq, a predicted model, not a curated record
CCGGACGUGACGUAGGAAGAGUUCCGGCUUCGGCCUCCGCCGCUGCCGCCGCCGCCGCUACUACUGCCGCCGCCGCUGCCGCCGUCGCCGUCGGGGCUUGUUAUUUCUAAAAUGGCGCCCCUAGACUUGGACAAGUAUGUGGAGAUAGCGCGGCUGUGCAAGUACCUCCCGGAGAACGACCUGAAGCGGCUAUGUGACUAUGUUUGUGACCUCCUCUUAGAAGAGUCAAAUGUCCAGCCAGUAUCAACACCAGUAACAGUGUGUGGAGACAUACACGGACAGUUUUAUGACCUUUGUGAGCUAUUCAGAACUGGAGGUCAGGUUCCUGACACAAACUACAUAUUUAUGGGUGAUUUUGUAGACAGAGGCUACUAUAGUUUGGAGACCUUCACUUACCUUCUUGCACUAAAGGCUAAAUGGCCUGAUCGUAUUACACUUUUGCGAGGAAAUCAUGAGAGUAGACAGAUAACACAGGUGUAUGGAUUUUAUGAUGAGUGCCAAACCAAAUAUGGAAAUGCUAAUGCCUGGAGAUACUGUACCAAAGUUUUCGACAUGCUCACAGUAGCAGCUUUAAUAGAUGAGCAGAUUUUGUGUGUUCAUGGUGGUUUAUCUCCUGAUAUCAAAACACUGGAUCAAAUUCGAACCAUUGAACGGAAUCAGGAAAUUCCUCAUAAAGGAGCAUUUUGUGAUCUGGUUUGGUCAGAUCCUGAAGAUGUGGAUACUUGGGCAAUCAGUCCCCGAGGAGCAGGUUGGCUUUUUGGCGCAAAGGUCACAAAUGAGUUUGUUCAUAUCAACAACUUAAAACUCAUCUGCAGAGCACACCAACUAGUGCACGAAGGCUAUAAAUUUAUGUUUGAUGAGAAGCUGGUAACAGUAUGGUCAGCUCCUAAUUACUGCUAUCGUUGUGGAAAUAUUGCUUCGAUCAUGGUCUUCAAAGAUGUAAAUACAAGAGAACCAAAGUUAUUCCGGGCAGUUCCAGAUUCAGAACGUGUUAUUCCUCCCAGAACGACGACGCCGUAUUUCCUUUGAGGCCUUCGCCCAUCCUGCUGACCCAUUUUUCUGCCCUCUUCUUACCCCAACUCUUGUGUAUUACCCUCUUCAAUAUACUUUUUAUCGAGCACUUUGCUGCUGAAAUGCUGCCUCUUGCCUUUUUUUUUUUAAUUUUAAAUUAUCUAAAUUUAUUGUUUGUUACGGUGUCUAUAGCAAUGUUUUUCUAUCAAUUUUCUCUCCCAUCCCAUCCCCACCUUGGACUCAUUUGAAAAGACUUGAGAAAUGUCUUAAUACUCACACUGCUGCAUGUAGCUCUUGCUUAUUUACUGGUCUGGGGGAAACAGGAUGUGUUUCCUCUUUUUAAAAAGCCAAUUGACAGAACAGACUACACCGAAAUGCUCCUCCUUUUGUAUCAUUCAGCCUUUUGUUUUAGUUUGGUAAGUUUUAAGAAAUUUCAGCAGCAAAGUUGUUAUUCAGUGGGCACGAUGGACUGCAGAUGCCUCGAGUUAUGUAUACCUGUCCCAGAUGUAAACGUCAUUGUCCUUUGUUGGAUGAUAUUUUAAGUGGAUAUAAAAUAAAUUGGUCUAAAGGGCUGCCCUCCUUGUUGUGUUUUUAAAUUUUAGUUAAAACUGCUACAGCAUACGACUUUGUACAGUAAGAUAAUUGUAUUGAUCUUUUUUCAGAUUCCUUGUAUUUUUUAAUAAAGUACUCUUAAAUAAAACCCAGAUAGGUUAAAGUGUUAGAAAUUUUAAACAGCUUACAUUGUUAGUUUAAAGUUAUUCUUUCCCCCCCCCCUUCUAAUCAGAGUUCUUGACCCUUUGGUUAUUGAGUUUAAAACUUCACCUGAAAUUCAAUACUAUUUAUUUAAAAAAAAAAAAAAAAUCACUAAACUGUGCCUAAAGAACAUAACUGCCAUAUUAAUGUUUUGGUUUAUAUUCUCUAGAGUAAUAGAAAAACAUUUAAUACUUGUAAUGCUGAUGUGUUCAUUUGAUACCAGUUGAGUAGAAUGUGAUCGAUCCAGUUUACAAACUAUCAUGAGUAUCAUUAAGUAAAAUCUGUGUACUUUUCGAUGGGAAUCAUUCUUCUCUUGUUGUAACACUUGACCUUAACUUUUAGAAAGUGUUCAUUUUUUAACUGCAACUGGAAAGGUUGAAAAGUCAGGACUUGUAUUUGUGAACUGUAAUUGGAAGCAAAAUUUAAAAAAGUGUAGGAAGAAACAGAUUGUCCUUUUUUUGUAAAGGUCUGUGAUACCAUGUUUCGGCUUUGUGUAAGUAAUUUGAAUAUCCAAAGGGUGUGAUGAUCAGUUCUUUAUAUGCAACUGUCCACUUAAUAAGGACAAGUGUUCCAGUGUCUCUUAUGACUCUGGUCAUAAGUGAUGUCGGAAUUUACUAUUUUGUGAAAUAGUUGGUAUCCCUUUACUACUAUAAUUAAUUUUUGUCAUUCCAGGAAAUCUUUGUGAAGCCAGCCAGUUAAUAAAGCACUUUAGUAUCUGUUCAGGUAGUUUUGAAAACCAACUUUUCCCCUUCAGGAUAAGAACUUCCAGGUUACCUAAAAAUGCAAUAAAAAAUCUUUAUAGUCUAAGCUUCUUGGCACAUAAUUUUUCAUCAGGGUUUUUUUUUUCUUUUUUAUUAAAUGAGCACAAUAAUGUUUUGUUUUUUGU